Molecule: messenger RNA, 1276 nt
Organism: Trifolium pratense (red clover)
Lineage: Eukaryota; Viridiplantae; Streptophyta; Magnoliopsida; Fabales; Fabaceae
Exons: 9
Coding region: 126-875 (249 amino acids)
Molecular function (GO): oxidoreductase activity
Source: RefSeq, a predicted model, not a curated record
AAAUUACCGCAACAUAACCGACAUAAAUGAUAGAAAUCCAAAAAUCUAAGAAAAGACAGAAAAAGCCUAACGAAGAAGAUGAUGCUGGGAAUUUGAGGUUGAGGCGAAUAUUAGAGUAACCAAUUAUGGCACUGAAACUGAAAGCGGCUUCUUCCUUCUCGUUACCGUUUGUUGAUUUAAGUUCUACUGCUUCUGGAUUCUCACUUUCUCAAUCAUGCUCUGUUUCCAAAUCGAUUUUUCAUCCUAAACGCUUUAAACUCAAUCGAAGAAAUAACUCCUACCCAACAAGCUUCGUUAUUAGAGCUGCUAAAAUUGAGUCUAAAGGUGUUACCUUGGGUUUCAGAGCCCCUCAAUUUCAGCUUUCAGAGCCUCUUACUGGGAAGGUUUGGACAUUGGAAGAUUUUGAGUCUCAUCCAGCUCUAUUGGUUAUGUUUAUAUGCAACCACUGUCCAUUUGUUAUACACCUGAAAAAAGAUAUUGUAAAGCUCACUAAAUUCUAUAUGAAGAAAGGACUUGCUGCCGUUGCUAUAUCUUCAAAUUCUGUAGCUACACAUCCCCAGGACGGACCAGAAUUUAUGGCAGAAGAUGCUAAGUUGUUUGGUUAUCCUUUCCCGUACCUAUAUGAUGAGUCACAAGAUGUUGCACGAGAUUUUGGAGCAGUUUGUACACCAGAAUUCUACCUUUUCAAAAAGGAUGGUCGAAGGCCGUUUGAGCUGGUUUAUCAUGGUCAGUUUGAUGAUUCAAGGCCAAGUAAUAAGAACAUACCAGUAACUGGAAGAGAUUUGAGCUUGGCAAUAGAACGUGUUCUGAGUUGCCAGCCGGUACCAUCAGAGCAAAAACCUAGUGUUGGAUGCAGCAUAAAGUGGCACCCAUGAAAAAACUUUUGAACUGUACAUCGUAAAAUUAUCUUGCUCCUGAUAUUAAUCGGUGAGUCCAAGUUUUUCUUUCAGUUCUAUAUUUAUGUAAUAUAUCACGGCCGUAUUGGAAUCUUACACCUGUUUGUUGUUUUCUUUCCAUUCAAUGAUCUGGUUUACCUUAAAUUUCAGAAAGUGAGAUUUGAAAGGAAAUGGUGUAAUUUGUAAUUCUUAUAUUUGUUGAACAUGUCAAUGAUGUCAUUAAGUUGUAUAGGUUAAUGAUUAGUGAGAAUAUGUAUUGAGAAAGCAUUCAGUCAUAAGAGGUUCUUGUUCCAUGUUCUUUGAUUAUUGUAUUUUCUAACAUGUAAUAAUAAAGAAAUCUGUUCUGCAAUCCUUUUGGAAAUGAAAUCUUAUUUGUGAUA